Astyanax mexicanus (Mexican tetra) is the source of this 5832-nucleotide messenger RNA. It is a transcript of the gene atp2b3a, whose product is annotated as ATPase plasma membrane Ca2+ transporting 3a. The transcript has 23 exons. The record is from RefSeq and is a predicted model, not a curated record. Gene Ontology annotation, biological process: regulation of cytosolic calcium ion concentration; calcium ion transmembrane transport. NCBI's taxonomy places the organism in Eukaryota, Metazoa, Chordata, Actinopteri, Characiformes, Acestrorhamphidae. Bases 700 to 4602 code for a protein of 1300 amino acids. Gene Ontology annotation, cellular component: membrane; intracellular membrane-bounded organelle. Gene Ontology annotation, molecular function: P-type calcium transporter activity; ATP binding; ATP hydrolysis activity.
ACUCCUACAGCCCACAGCUUUAACACCAUCCUCAUUAAUGCGGCCAUGAUGUUUGAUUCUCCUCCGCAGAGCACGAGAGCACGUUCCUCCCUCCUCCUCCUCCUCCUCCUCUCUGUCUGCGUCUCUCUCUCUCUCUCUCUCUCUCUCUCUCUCUCUCUCUCUCUUUUUUUUCGUGCGCUUUUUCUGCACCGGAGCGCAUCGCCAACUGCUGGGAGAGCACGGUGGCUCGAGCUACAGGGAUCCAAACCGUGGCUUUUUUUCUCUGUGGGACGGAUGUGAUUUGAGCAGGGAUUGAUUGGCAAUAUUUAUUCUUAUUAAUCUAUUAUUAUUUUUAAAAAUAUUAACAUUAAUAUCAGCGUUAUUCCUGCUUGUUGUUUUUCUCCUUCAACCCAAGUGUAACAUGUCCUUGGAGCAUGGCCUGCCUGGUUCAGUCCUGCCAUUGCCUGCAUGUGUUCGCGUCCAUCCUGCUCUAUAAUUCCAGCCAGUAACAGUGUGGAGAAAUGGACUGGUGCCAUGGACACCUUCUUCCAUGUUGACCUUUUGCCGAAGGGGGACUAUUUUGCGAGCGGAGCUCCAGAACCUCACUGCACCUUAAAAUAAUCAGCCAGGACAAUUGGACACUUCCCCAGCAUGGAGAACUUCAGCCAGAGCUUCAGAGACCCGACGCAGAGCCAGCAGGAGUAGAGCAGUCGGAGCAACAUGGGCGACAUGGCCAACAGCUCGGUGGGCUUUCACCCCAACAAGCCGGGGAUGGACGGCCGGGGGUGCGAGGGGGACUUUGGGGUGUCGCUGGAGGAACUGCGGACGCUGAUGGAGUUCCGGGGAGCCGAGUCGCUGCAGAAGAUCCAGGAGAGUUACGGCGACACGGAGGGACUCUGCCAGAGACUCAAAACCUCACCCACAGACGGUCUGUCAGACGACCCCGCUGACCUGGAGAAGCGUAAAGAGGUGUUCGGUCAGAACUUCAUCCCUCCCAAAAAGCCGAAGACGUUUCUGCAGCUAGUGUGGGAGGCGCUGCAGGACGUCACGCUGAUCAUCCUGGAGAUCGCAGCCAUCAUCUCGCUCGGCCUCAGCUUCUACCAGCCUCCGGGGGGCGACACCGAAGCCUGUGGUAAUGUAUCGAGUGGAGUGGAGGAUGAGGGCGAGGCAGAGGCGGGCUGGAUCGAGGGGGCGGCGAUCCUGCUGUCAGUUCUGUGUGUGGUUAUUGUGACGGCCUUUAAUGACUGGAGUAAGGAGAAGCAGUUCCGAGGCCUGCAGAGCCGGAUAGAGCAGGAGCAGCGCUUCGCUGUGGUCCGGAACGGCACCGUCCUGCAGAUCCCCGUGGCCGAGAUGGUGGUGGGAGACGUGGCCCAAGUCAAAUAUGGUGAUCUCCUCCCAGCUGAUGGAGUUCUGAUCCAGGGGAACGACCUGAAGAUCGACGAGAGCUCCCUCACUGGCGAGUCGGACCAUGUACGCAAAGCCGUCGACAGAGACCCCAUGUUGCUAUCAGGAACCCACGUCAUGGAGGGUUCGGGGAAGAUGGUGGUGACCGCAGUGGGCAUCAACUCUCAAACCGGAAUCAUCUUCACCCUGCUGGGGGCCGGAGAGAUGGAGGAGGAGAAAAAGGAGAACAAGAAAGCUGAGAUCAAUAGUAGCUCAUCCAUGCAGUUUGCCACGGCAUCCACCAAAGAGUGCAGCGUUGUUAAUGGGAAACAAGACGGAGCCCUGGAGAACAAUCAGAACAAAGCGCUGAAGCAGGAUGAGGCAGUGGCGAUGGAGAUGCAGCCUCUGAAGAGUGCGGAGGGAGGAGAGGUGGAGGAGCGAGAGAAGAAGAAAUCUAAUGUUCCCAAAAAAGAGAAAUCAGUGCUGCAGGGUAAACUCACUAAACUGGCCGUGCAGAUCGGGAAAGCAGGUCUGGUGAUGUCAGCGAUUACUGUGAUUAUCCUGAUGCUGUACUUCGUGAUCGAAACGUUCGUUAUUCAGGAUCGGCCGUGGCUCACCGAGUGUACGCCCAUAUACGUGCAGUACUUCGUAAAGUUCUUCAUCAUCGGUGUGACGGUGCUGGUGGUGGCAGUGCCCGAGGGUCUACCCCUGGCCGUCACUAUUUCACUGGCCUAUUCAGUAAAGAAAAUGAUGAAGGACAAUAACCUGGUGAGACACCUGGAUGCCUGUGAGACCAUGGGGAACGCCACAGCCAUCUGCUCUGACAAAACCGGAACUCUAACCACUAACCGCAUGACGGCCGUGCAGAUUUACGUAGGAGACCAACAUUACCACGAGAUUCCGUCACCGCAGCACAUCAGCCAUCACACGCUGGAGCUGCUGACCACCGCCAUCUCCCUCAACAGCGCCUACACAUCCAAAAUCAUGGCGGCAGAUAAGGAGGGCGGGUUGCCUAAGCAGGUGGGGAAUAAGACAGAGUGCGCUCUGCUGGGUUUGGUUCUGGAUCUGAAGCGGGAUUAUCAGUGUGUCCGGGAACAAAUCCCAGAGGAGAAGCUCUACAAGGUUUACACCUUUAAUUCCGUCCGCAAGUCCAUGAGCACAGUGGUCCAGCUCCCAGACGGCAGCUUCCGCAUCUACAGCAAAGGAGCCUCUGAGAUCCUGCUCAAAAAGUGUUCGUCCAUCCUGUCCCGGGACGGUGCUGCCCGCCCCUUCAGGCCGCGGGACCGAGACGACAUGGUGAAGAAGGUGAUCGAGCCGAUGGCCUGCGAUGGGCUCCGGACCAUCUGCGUGGCCUACAGGGACAUUCCUGGAGAUCCACUGCCGGACUGGGACAACGAGGCCGACAUCAUCAACAAUCUUACCUGCAUCACCGUGGUGGGCAUUGAGGAUCCUGUCCGGCCAGAGGUUCCAGAUGCCAUCAGUAAGUGCCAGCGUGCGGGGAUCACAGUGCGCAUGGUAACCGGUGACAACAUUAACACGGCUCGUGCAAUAGCCGCCAAGUGUGGCAUCAUCCAAGCUGGGGACGACUUCCUGUGCAUGGAGGGGAAGGACUUCAACCGGCGAAUCAGGAAUGAAAAAGGGGAGGUGGAGCAAGAACGGAUUGAUAAAAUCUGGCCCAAACUCCGAGUGCUGGCUCGCUCCUCUCCCACAGACAAACAUACACUUGUCAAAGGGAUCAUAGACAGUACUAUCUGUGAGCAGAGACAGGUGGUUGCAGUGACGGGAGAUGGCACUAACGAUGGUCCUGCGCUGAAGAAAGCAGAUGUGGGAUUCGCCAUGGGCAUUGCUGGCACAGACGUGGCGAAGGAAGCCUCAGACAUCAUCCUGACAGACGAUAACUUCUCCAGCAUAGUGAAGGCGGUGAUGUGGGGGCGUAAUGUUUACGACAGCAUCUCCAAAUUCCUCCAGUUUCAGCUCACUGUUAACGUGGUGGCCGUUAUAGUGGCCUUUACUGGAGCGUGCAUUACUCAGGACUCUCCCCUGAAGGCGGUCCAGAUGUUAUGGGUGAAUCUUAUUAUGGAUACGUUUGCAUCUCUGGCUCUGGCCACUGAGCCACCCACUGAAGCUCUGCUGCUGCGGAAACCAUACGGCCGGAACAACCCGCUCAUCUCCAGAACCAUGAUGAAGAACAUCCUCGGCCACGGCGUGUAUCAGCUCGUCAUCAUCUUCACACUGCUCUUCGUCGGAGAGCAGAUCUUUGAUAUAGACAGUGGGCGGGAGGCUCCUCUGCACGCCCCCCCAUCUGAACACUACACCAUCAUCUUCAACACCUUCGUCCUCAUGCAGCUCUUUAAUGAAAUAAACGCUCGCAAGAUCCACGGAGAGAGGAACGUUUUUGACGGGAUCUUCGCUAACCCCAUCUUCUGCACCAUCGUGCUCGGGACAUUCGCUAUACAGAUAGUAAUUGUGCAGUUUGGAGGGAAGCCAUUUAGCUGUUCUCCUCUGAAUGUGGAGCAGUGGCUGUGGUGUCUGUUCGUUGGACUCGGGGAGCUGCUCUGGGGUCAGUUAAUCUCCUCUGUGCCAACCAGCCAGUUGAAGUGUUUGAAGGAGGCGGGGCAUGGGCCAGCGCCUGAUGACAUCAUGGAUGAAGAUUUGGCGGAGGAUGAGGAUGAAAUUGACCACGCGGAGCGAGAACUGAGGCGGGGUCAGAUCCUGUGGUUCAGAGGACUCAAUCGUAUCCAGACUCAGAUGGAGGUAGUGAGCACCUUCAAGAGAAGUGGUUCGUUUCAGGGUGCAGUGAGGCGCCGCUCGUCCGUGCUGAGCCAGCUCCAUGACAUCCGGGUGGUGAAGGCCUUCCGUAGCUCGCUGUACGACGGCAUGGAAAAGCCGGAGUCCCGCAGCUCCAUCCACGACUUCCAGGCCCACCCCGAGUUCAUCAUCACCGACUCCGGACACAGCAUCCCGCUGAUCGACGAGACGGACGUGGACGACGAGUCCGAGAGGUACAACCACAACCACGUCCGCGUCGCCGUCCGCCACGGCCCCCUCCCGCCGUCCUCCAUGCCCCCUCAGCGCCCUCCACGCUCACGCUACCCGACCCGGCAGCAGAGCCUCCCGGUCACGCUCAACUGCAACAACAACGCCGCUGAGAACCGGGCUCCGCAGGCCCACCUGCCCCAUCCUGCCCCCCCUUCCCCUGCUCCUCCAAGCCCACUGCACAGCUUUGAAACCUGCCUAUAAAGUGGUCAGCGCCAGCCCUCUAACCCUGGCCUUGAGGUGUGACCUGCCGUGGAAUUCGUGAAUUUAGAUGUUUCUGGACUUUUUAAACUCUCUUUUUUUUUUGUAAACUUAUCAUUCAACUGCCCCUCCACGCUCCCAGUCCCACUGUUGCACCGGCCUGGGAGGGCGACACAGAGGACCCAACAGGUGCUUGUGCGUAAGCAUCAACAUAAGCAUAAGCAUAAGCAUAAGUGAGAAGAAGAUUCUGAUCAUGAUUAUGAUUCUGAUCUAAGUGUUACUGCGUAAGUUAGUUCUGCGCUUGUGUUUUUUUUUUUUUCUUAACCUUCUAACUUUGCACCCCUUUCAUGAGCUGCCAUCGCUCUGGACCAAGCAUUCCUUUAUGCUCCGGAUGAUUAAUGGACAAUAAAUAGACAAUAAAUGGACGAUAAUUGGACGAUAAAUGAAUAAACGACCCUCGCUGGACUAACCCCCCCCCCAGGCCGGCGGGCGGCGUUGUUGCACUGGACAGGAGCCCACAGUGCACUGAUGGGACUCUUUGCUCUUUGACUCAUUUUAAAGACAAUGGACUUAUAAAUACAUGUGUAAAAAAAUAGUAAUAGUAAUAAUAUUAAUAAUAUUAAUAAGAAUUCAGAAUUCAUUCCGCCUUUUAAUUGAUGAUAUUUACUGUUCCGAUUAUUAUUGUGGUUACUUCUGCUGAAAUUACUGCAGUUACCGAGACAAGAGUUACUAUUCCAGGUACGAUGCUUUGUUGAUUAGCUUCAUAUAUUCAUGAUGUGUGCGUAUGUAUGUAUGUGUGUGUGCGUGUGUGUAUGCAACGUAUGUGUGUACUGUUUGUUUGUUUGUUGGUUGUUUGUUUGCUGGUGUCUUUGUUUUGUCCUCAUGGUCUUAUGUUUCUCCGUCUGUGCUUUGAGAGUGUUGUGUAUGUCCUAUUAAAACAAUAAAGAGAAAUUAUAUUAGUAAUAUAAAUAAAUCCUAGAGCCGCCGCGCACAGGUUCAUCUGGUAGGUUAUCGGAGAACAGGACCGGAAGAUCAGAAGAACAGCGAUUGGAGACGAGAGUGAUCUGUGUGAAGGAUGGAGUGUAAAUGUUUGCGGGACGGUUUUAGAGAAAGUCUAUUUUAUUAUGUUUUGCUUUUUAAUGCGGCGCUCUGUACCAGCGCUCUGACUGUGUUCACUGUAACGUCUCUAACUGGAAAAGCAUGAUUCAAAGUCAAAUAUAUUUUACAGGAUAA